This is a messenger RNA of Podospora pseudopauciseta, 2488 nucleotides long. RefSeq names its product putative serine/threonine protein phosphatase (gene PPG1). NCBI's taxonomy places the organism in Eukaryota, Fungi, Ascomycota, Sordariomycetes, Sordariales, Podosporaceae. The transcript has 3 exons. The record is from RefSeq and is a predicted model, not a curated record. Bases 1165 to 2127 code for a protein of 320 amino acids. Gene Ontology annotation, cellular component: FAR/SIP/STRIPAK complex. Gene Ontology annotation, molecular function: protein serine/threonine phosphatase activity.
UUGAAGUUGGACAAGCUCAUCUUGAUAUUCAGAUACGGGAAGUAGUUUGUAAAUGUCUAUAACUCAACAACUCCUCAAGCACCCUGGGCAACAGGCUGCGAGGAGGAAAAACAACAAAAACAGUAAAAUAAGGAAAUGCCCAGCGCAGCACCACCCGCGUCCAAGACUCGAUAUGAGCGGCGGCUUUCAACAAGACCAGCGAGAGGGAGGACCUUGUAGUGAUCCGAGGUGCUGAAGGUGUCAGAGGGGGGCGGGGGAGACACACGCAAGCAAGAGCUGGAGAGUUGGAGACGUCGACAGCCAGAGAGCACAACCUCAACAGCUAAAAUGGCCGGAACGUAGAGAAAGAGACAAGAAAAUGAGAAGUGCAGCAAUGAAUGCUGUCCGUGAGUGGUUUUGACGUUCAGAAUUCGAGAGCCAAGGAGAACGGAAUCCGACUCAGCGCAGUGAGAAUUUCCGGAGACGGUUUGCUGAUUGAAUUCGCUGGACGGCGAUGCCCUGCCAGUCGGUCAGCGGCCGCAGCGACGGCGAGAAAGAGGAGGAUGAAUGAAGAAGAGAUUGGCGGCAGCGGUGCGGGUGGGAAGACGUGCCCUUUUGAAAGAAACACCUCCCAGGCGCCAGGUGGGGCAGCUGUGAGAGAUGCACGUGUUGCUGGUGGGUGAGAGUUUGGCGGGGGGUGGUCCGUGAACGAGGCUCUGAAACCUGGAACCGUUGGCCUAUCUUAUCGCCGAGGAUUCCCCGGUCCACCGACAAAUGAUGAUGCUUGGUUCAGGCAGUGAAUUGCUGCGCGCCAGUUACCAAGUAGGUGGGUGAAUCGAGAGAAAAAUACAAGGCCAUGACCACGAUUACCGCCUCCUACAACGACGCCAUGAUGAUGCUUUAGGUUCUCGACACCUCAUCUCUACGCCCCACGAUAGUCCUAUGUUCCGACUGCACCAAUAGACGGAGUAUUUCGAUUAUUCUGGAUCUUUUCCCCCUCCAUAUGUGACUGCUCCGUCUCUUUCGAAUAUGUUGGUUCGCGCAUUUCCAAUAAUCUCCGUUGACAUCGCUCGAGUUGGGAGACAUCGCCGCUAUUGCGGUCCCUGAUCCUCUUUUCCUCUCUACUGCUAAGCGCCACCAUUCCUUUACGAUUCAACGACGCUCCUUUAUCUUUUCGAGCAAAAAAUGCCAGGCCUCCCUUCCUCCGUCGACCUCGACGAAUGUAUCGCCCGUCUUUACAAGAAGGAACUCCUCGCCGAGUCGGUCAUCGAGGCGAUAUGCGCCAAAACAAAAGAGCUCCUCAUGAGGGAGUCCAAUGUUGUCCAUGUCAAAGCCCCAGUAACCGUCGUCGGCGAUAUCCACGGCCAGUUCUACGACCUGAUUGAGAUCUUCCGCAUCGGAGGUUUCUGUCCCGACACCAACUAUCUAUUUCUAGGUGACUAUGUCGACCGCGGCAUGUUCUCAGUCGAGACCAUCUCGCUGCUCGUAUGCCUCAAGCUGCGCUACCCCAACCGGCUGCACCUUAUCAGGGGCAACCACGAGUCUCGAGGCGUAACACAGUCUUAUGGGUUCUACACGGAAUGCUCGAGGAAAUACGGCAACGCCAACGUCUGGCACCAUUUCACGGAUAUGUUUGACUACUUGACGUUGAGUGUGGUGAUUGACGACAGGAUAUUCUGCGUACAUGGUGGCCUCUCCCCAUCAAUCCACUCCAUCGACCAAAUCAAGAUCAUAGACCGCUUCCGCGAGAUCCCCCACGAAGGCCCCAUGGCGGAUCUCGUCUGGUCCGAUCCCGACCCCGAGCGCGACGAGUUCUCCCUGUCACCCCGCGGCGCAGGCUACACAUUUGGGUCACAAGUCGUGAAGAAGUUUCUCGAAGUCAACAAGAUGGAACACAUCCUCCGCGCCCAUCAGCUGUGCCAGGAGGGAUACCAGACGCUGUUUGACAACCAGCUGUCGACGGUGUGGAGCGCCCCAAAUUACUGUUACCGCUGUGGAAACAUGGCGAGUGUGCUGGAAGUGGGGGAGAACGGAGAGAGGGUGUUCAACGUUUUCGAAGCCGCGCCCGAGAAUGACCAGGUCAAGGACAUGCAGAUGGGGCAGGAUAAGAUGGGGGAGCAGGGGCAGUUGCCGGAUUACUUCUUAUAAGGGUGAGGUUGGGAAACUAGAACCAGAAGUGCUGCCAAGGGGAGGCAUGUGGAAACCACAGCGUUGGCGCAGGGGAGUAGAGCGAGAGAAGGUGCUCAUGUUUCGCUUUUGAUUGGAUCUCGGGGAUGUAUCAGGCACGCCUCAAGCAGGCCCAACUGGGACAAGAGAGGGGGUUUAUUUGUAGGAUGUCAUGCACCAAGUUGCAUCCUCCUCAAACUGUUGGGCAGGGGCAAUAAUAGGGCAUGUUCCUGUAUUUGUUUUGAAGAAUAGCGCAUGACAUACCCAUAGAGGGAGACGAAUGAUACCAAAUGAAUGAGGAGUUAUCUACUCGAAGAGAUUUCCUCCAAAAGACACUUUGGUA